Molecule: messenger RNA, 1635 nt
Organism: Cajanus cajan (pigeon pea)
Lineage: Eukaryota; Viridiplantae; Streptophyta; Magnoliopsida; Fabales; Fabaceae
Gene: GPS1
Product: geranyl diphosphate synthase 1
Biological process (GO): isoprenoid biosynthetic process; ubiquinone biosynthetic process
Cellular component (GO): transferase complex
Molecular function (GO): prenyltransferase activity
Source: RefSeq, a predicted model, not a curated record
ACAAGGAAAUUGGUAAAAUGCGGAUCAUAUGGUUGUGCUUCGCCGUCGUCACUAAAUUAAUUCAUAGAUGGUUCCUUGCCAAAGGAGUUUGGUUUAAUUGUUUGUGCGUCUUUCUCAUUUGGCCAUUCCACUUUUCCUUCGCUGCCGCAAAGUCUUAACUUGCGACGAUGCUAUUUUCUCGGGUUUCAAAAAAUCUCAGAGGCGGCUUCCACUCAUGUCGGUGGUUUCUCUCCACUGGAGACCACAACCACCGCUUUCUUUUCCCGCACAAGUUCCAUUCACGUGGAGACUCUAUCCGACAGGUUAUGAGAAGUUUAAUUUUUUCAAAGAGCCUGCCAGCGUUGCAUAGUAGUAGAUAUCUAGUCCAUCAUCAAAGCAGCUCCAUAGUUGAGGAUGAACAUGAUCCAUUCUCACUGGUUGCUGAUGAACUAUCACUUCUUGGUAACAAGCUGAGAGCAAUGGUUGUUGCUGAGGUUCCUAAGCUUGCCUCAGCUGCUGAAUACUUCUUCAAAAUGGGGGUGGAAGGAAAAAGAUUUCGCCCAACAGUUUUAUUGUUAAUGUCAACAGCAUUAAAUCUACCGAUACACGAAGGACCUCCUCCUAUAGAUUUAGGAGGUGCUUUGACAAGUGAUGUACGUACAAGACAGCAACGCAUAGCUGAAAUAACAGAGAUGAUUCAUGUGGCAAGCCUUCUUCACGAUGAUGUAUUGGAUGAUGCGGAUACCAGACGUGGUAUUGGUUCAUUGAAUUUUGUAAUGGGAAACAAGUUGGCAGUAUUGGCAGGUGAUUUUCUGCUUUCCCGGGCUUGUGUUGCUCUGGCCUCUUUGAAAAAUACCGAGGUUGUAUCUUUAUUGGCAAAAGUUGUAGAGCAUCUUGUAACUGGUGAGACCAUGCAAAUGACUACAACAUCUGAUCAACGGUGUAGCAUGGAAUAUUAUAUGCAAAAGACAUACUACAAGACUGCAUCUUUAAUAUCAAAUAGUUGCAAGGCAAUAGCCAUCCUUGCAGGGCAAACAGCAGAAGUCGCAAUGCUUGCUUUUGAGUAUGGAAAAAAUCUGGGUUUGGCAUUUCAAUUGAUAGAUGAUGUGCUUGAUUUCACCGGCACAUCAGCUUCCCUUGGAAAGGGUUCUUUAACAGACAUUCGACAUGGAAUUGUUACAGCUCCAAUUUUGUUUGCGAUGGAGGAGUUCCCUCAAUUGCGUGCAGUUGUUGAUGAGGGAUUUGAAGACCCUGCGAAUGUUGAUCUUGCUCUGGAGUAUCUAGGAAAGAGCCGAGGUAUACAGAGGACAAAGGAGCUAGCUGUGGAGCAUGCUAACCUUGCUGCAGCAGCAAUUGAUUCCUUACCGGAGUGUGACGACGAAGAAGUAAGAAAGUCAAGGAAAGCCCUACUAGAUCUAACUCACAGAGUCAUUACACGAACAAAAUGAAAGGAAGGCUCUCCCCUCCCUUUUCUUUUUUUUUUUUUUUUGUGGGUAGCUUAAGGAAAGGUUCUUGGUAAAAUCAACCAUUAACAACUAUUUUUUUGCCAUCAAUUUUUCUGUAGUUGUUUCCCUAAGCCCGAAAUUGUGGGGGAAAUAAGCUGUUUUUAGGAUUAUUGUUAUUCCUUUUUUUUAAUUAUUAUUUAUUUAGAUUAAA